CGAAAUCCAGCGUGAGUGUGUGUGUGUCCGUGUGAGUGAGAAAGUGACGAAUUACUUUUCAUCAAAUGGGAAAUAAUUUAGGGUGAAAACACGUAUAUUUUCGGGAAGACAUACAAAUUACAGACGUGAUAACAUCUAGAAACAUCGGAGCAAAUUAAAUUAAACGAAAACACCGCAAAUACACCAUCGAAAUGGCGGAAGGCGGCAGCAAGCGCAUCAACGUGGUUGUAAAAACGCCAAAGGACAAGAAAACGGUCGAAGUUGACGAAGAUUCUGGAAUAAAAGAUUUCAAAAUUCUGGUUGCCCAAAAGUUUGAGGCGGAGCCCGAGCAGCUCGUGCUCAUUUUUGCCGGCAAAAUUAUGAAGGACACGGACAACCUUCAGAUGCACAACAUCAAGGACAACCUGACGGUGCAUCUGGUGAUUAAGGCGCCGACGCGCAACAACGAGCAGCCGGCCCGCCAGCCGGCUGACGUGCGUCAAACGCCCUUCGGCCUCAAUCAAUUCGGUGGCCUGGCCGGAAUGGAGGCACUUGGGGCCGGAUCGAACACGUUCAUGGAUCUGCAGGCGCGCAUGCAGAACGAGCUGCUCAACAACGGCGACAUGCUGCGCUCCCUGAUGGACAACCCGAUGGUGCAGCAGAUGAUGAACAACCCGGAGACCAUGCGUCAGCUUAUCACGUCCAAUCCGCAGAUGCAUGACCUGAUGCAGCGCAAUCCCGAGAUCUCGCACAUGCUUAACAAUCCGGACCUGCUGCGCCAGACGAUGGAGCUGGCCCGCAAUCCCUCGAUGCUGCAGGAGCUGAUGCGUUCGCACGACCGCGCCAUGUCGAACCUGGAGUCUGUGCCGGGCGGCUAUAGCGCCCUGCAGCGCAUCUACCGCGAUAUUCAGGAGCCAAUGAUGAACGCAGCCACGGAAUCCUUUGGUCGCAACCCCUUUGCCGGCCUGGUCGACGGCGGCGGUUCGGGAGUCAACAACCCGCAGCAGGGCACCGAGAACCGCAAUCCCCUGCCGAAUCCGUGGGGCGGUGCCAAUUCGGGAACCAAUGGAACAGUAGGUGGCUCCGGCGCCGGCAAUCCGACGGGGGAUCUGCCGCCGAACAAUGUGCUCAACACGCCGGCCAUGCGAAGCCUGCUCCAGCAGAUGGCCGACAACCCAGCCAUGAUGCAGAACCUGCUGAACGCGCCGUACACGCGUUCCAUGAUGGAGUCCAUGUCUCAGGACCCGGACAUGGCCUCGCGCUUGCUGAGCACCAGUCCGCUCAUGUCUAACAAUCCCGCCCUGCAGGAGCAGGUGCGUCAGAUGAUGCCGCAGUUUAUGGCCCAAAUGCAGAACCCCGAGGUGAUGAACAUGCUGACCAACCCGGACGCAAUGAACGCCAUCCUGCAGAUCCAGCAGGGCAUGGAGCAGCUGCGCAGCGCAGCCCCAGGUCUCGUUGGCACCCUGGGCAUUCCACCGCCACCACCGGGCGCCGGCACCGGAACGAAUCCAGCCAGCGGCGAUGGGAGCGGAGGCAACAGCGGUUCCAGCACCAACAAUGUCUCGCCGAGCAGCGGCCUCAACGCCGGCACCGGCGCUCCAAACCUGGCUCCGGGCGGUGGACCCAACGCGCAGCUCUUCAACGACUUCAUGAUGCGCAUGCUCAACGGGAUGUCGAACAACGCGGACAACACACAGCCGCCGGAGGUGCGCUACCAGUCGCAGCUGGAGCAGCUGAACGCCAUGGGCUUUGUCAACCGUGAUGCCAACUUGCAGGCUCUGAUCGCCACCUUUGGGGACAUCAAUGCGGCGGUGGAGCGACUGCUGUCCCUCAACCAGUUGUCCUUGAGUUAACAAGGCUAAGCCAUAACCAAACUGUACACAAUCUGUCUAUAUAUCUACGAACUACAACUAUAUAUACCACUACAACCCUGGAGAACGCGAAUGAGAAUACGACAAGAUAGGAGGACAGGUCCUAAACCCAAACACACACCCUCCGCCCAAAAAUUCCACGGUCAGCGCUGCUGAUCGCUUGUUUCCCCAUCAAGCCGGAAAUGUCAUACCCACAUGCCAACAUACCAACACCCUCAACACAGAAACAGGUGGCCCCACACGAGCAUAGGAGCCUCAAGAUCGCAGAGAUACUAGAGAUAAAUGGAUGAUUUGACGCCGGUGAGAAUGUUAGGUAGGGAUCGCAUACCAAAGUGUCAGCACUUUCGUAGUUGAUAUCAGUUUUUUUUUUAAUAAUUUACACUUCGUGAGCUCGGAAAAUCCUUGAAGCGAAAAUGCUUUAACCGAACGGCAACUUGCACGCCCAAUCACUUCAUACACACUUCAAGCGAAAUAACGCAUUUUCCUAUCGGAGAACUUCGUUGAUUUUCAAUAAAAUAAACGGGCACGUGCUCUUUUGUCAUUAGUAAUGUAAUAACUAUUUUGUCGCCAACACAUGUGAAUUCCAGUUUUGUGCUUAAAAAAAAAGAAUCGGUACGGAGAUGAGAGGCGUAGUAUGUGUCCUGUGUUCUGGUCAGGCAGUUUAGUUUUAGUCGGGUGCUAGUAGGCUACAGCCGCAGUCCUUCUCCAUUUCUCGCGAUCCGAAGACGUUCUGGAAAUUGCAAACAGCUGCAAACGGGACAAACGUACAGUAGAUAUCGGCUAUAUGCAAAGACAUUGUCUUGGGAAUGCUGGCCAAUGCAUACGAGCAAUACAAGUAGUCAAUCAAAAUGGUUAUCGAUUCGUUAAUAUAAGAGCAAUAUCCAAGCGUUAUUUAUCCCACGUCCCGUUCAGAGGAAUACAAAUGUAAAAAGUUGUUGCACACAAGCGAUUUGCAUGCUAACGAUAUCUACUGUAAGUUAAUGUGUGUAUAUAGGUAUAUAUAUAUAUACAUAUAUAUAUAUAUCAAAAUAUUCCAUGGUGUUAACAAAAGACGUAAAACAAUAAAACAAAAAAAAAACUCCUUAGUAAAGAGAGGAAGCCCCAACAAUAAGUUGUAAUGUAAUUUACUCUAAGCUUUCGUAUAUAAAACCUAUAACCGACCAUUUGGGUUCCCAUUUCCGAUUAAUUACACACACUUUCGAAAAGCUUUCCUUCGCGCGCUCGCCGUUUAUAUAAGAUAUGGAUUCAGUGUAUACCCUGUAAGUGCUACCCCCACAUAGCCUCGCUCGUCCGCUGGGCCGAAUUCAUCGUGGGAUUGGCUGGCCGGCCGGCUGGCUGGCUGGCUGGCCGGGUGGUUGGUUGGAUAGCUGGGCUAGUGGACUAGUGGAACUACGUUUAUUUGUUUAGUGAAGAAAGUGAGGCAAAGUAAUUAAAUGUAAAUGAUCACAUGUUUGAAAACGUAAUAAAGCUACUUUGGUUUUAGAUUAUA
Drosophila sechellia is the source of this 3339-nucleotide messenger RNA. It is a transcript of the gene Ubqn, whose product is annotated as ubiquilin. The coding region runs from base 192 to 1832 and encodes 546 amino acids. The record is from RefSeq and is a predicted model, not a curated record. NCBI's taxonomy places the organism in Eukaryota, Metazoa, Arthropoda, Insecta, Diptera, Drosophilidae. Gene Ontology annotation, cellular component: cytosol. The transcript has 3 exons. Gene Ontology annotation, molecular function: polyubiquitin modification-dependent protein binding. Gene Ontology annotation, biological process: ubiquitin-dependent protein catabolic process.